AUGCCUCGUUUACGAAAACAUCGACGUCGUAGUCAGGAGGGCCAGCGGGCCAGCUCCUCUCCUAAAGGCACGGUUGCCUCCCAAAAGAGCACUGUGACCUCUUCAACUGCUGCUACUCACCGUCGUAAACCAGCCCGGGGCGUCGUGGACAGCUUUACAGCUGACGACUUGGACGGAGGGACUGUCCUACAGGCCUCGCUCCAGGUUGUCUUGGACCUGGGCCUGGCCGGCGAACUCCCGGCUAGAGCACGGGAACGUCGGUUACGUUUUUCGACCGGUCUGCCUCUCUUUAAGGUCUUCCUUGUACUCGAAUCGAGGGCUAUGCUACGGUGUGGUGUUGGUGGUCGUGGAACGUCAUUCACCUUGAGGGUGGUAUCACCGCAAGAUCAGCACUAUGGUAUUCCUUUGGAUACUGCCACACUCGAGAGUGCUAGCAUAUGGGGUGGCUCUUUGCGGGUCGUGGUGGACUGGGGAGACUCCAAGCAUGGUUGGCUCGUACAUGGUCGAGUGGUGAAAAUCCAACGAGCAGUUAGAGAGUGGUUUGAGCGGUCUCGAGCUCAUGCGGCGGCCACUAGGCUGCAGACAUUUUUGAGAUGUCGCCUCCUGUCGGAUCUGCUACGUCGCGUUAAUGGAGCUAAUCGGCAUCUGUCCAGCAUCCGGAUGACUGGGCCCAUGGUAGCAGCGUUGAUUCCCAAGAGAGCCCCAUCCUAUAUCCUGCCCAUGAUACAGUUGUGCUUAACUGUGGUGUCGACUGUUCCCCCUGAUGCCCCUGGGAUGGCUACUGCCUCCAUCCACUCACUCCUUGGACACUUCUCGGACUGGCUGCUUGGUGCCUUACGAGCCUAUCUCUACUACGAUGUCGUGGCGCGAUACAGGGAAGCUGUCGCUGGAGUUGUUGCUGCUGUUAUGUCCGAUGGUGGCAGACCCUUCAAGGCCCUCACGGAACUACAGCGGAUCAGACGAGAAUUCUUCCUCCGUCCUCUGAAGGACUUGCUGGGCUCCCAGGUCAACUUGAGAGAGCUCAAGUCCCGAGUGGACCAACUAGUCGGCUCAACUGCUGAUGAGCUCCUCUUUGAUCCUUCGGUUGGGCCUGAGAGGUCCCUCGUAUUGGGACCAUCUGAUGAGAGCGAGCAUGGGAGAAAGCAGGCUCUGACGACCAGAGGGAUCCAAGCCGUUCAUCGGUUCGCAGGCAUCAUACUGUCGGAGGCUCUCUCCACUAUAGAGCUGGCGUUAUGGCGCCUACGUGUCUCACCCUCCCAACAGUCCUCUGCGACCUGCAAUGCCGUAUUAGCUAGAUUUCUACCGCUGGUCAGUGGUCUGAGAUGCUACUUGCUACCUUACCUGGAACAGCAGUUGCGGUCGUCGUCUUGUGGUGCAUUCCUACGUUUCCUCGCACCCUUGAACGCCUCCUCCCCUCCCCUGCUCAUCCCUCUGGCCCGAGACGAACUACGCAUCCUCAGUGCCCAACUGCACGCCACUGCCUCGGAGUUCUUCGGCUUCACAUACUGUGAGCUCGCGCUGCAAGCAGGGGCAGGGCAACCUCGGAAAAUCCUACCAGUCAGCGGCCGACUCUUCGACCUACUACCUCACCGUAAGAGCCACUCUACUACUGGUGGCUCGUCAUGGCUCUCUGCUGUCCAGCAUCCUCUCUACUACAGCUUCACUGUCGUCCCAGUGCCCUUGGAAACUCUGCCUCCUGCUAAGCGACUGCACUACGACCUACUACUAUCGGUCACGUCUCAAUGCCCUUGGGGGGAGCAUAGGGAACCCUUUACCAUGGACGCUCGCAAAUGGAUGAUGAACAUUCCCGGCUUGGGCUCGAAAGGGGUCACUCGGAUAGCCUUGCCGAUGGAUAUCAUGGACGAUAACUUCACAGAGAUUGAUAAGGAUAUCGGCGAUGUUCACGAUGGGGCUGUUGAUGAGGAGCUCUUGCCUCAUCCUCAUGCUGGUGGUCACCAAUCUACUAAGCCUUCCCUGUUCUUCCACAUGCUCCGACCAGGAAAUGGAGGCGUGCUUACGGUGAGGCUCACCAAGAUGCAGUUCUUUCACUACGUCCAGACCACGUGUUCAAACCGUCGGAUGCCAGCGGUCAGGCGAUGGGCGUUCCUUGCCCUCAUGCUCUUGGGGGGCGGUGGUGGUGGUUCAGGGACGACCCUCACCAUUGCUGUCCUGAGUCGACUACACGUUGUGAGGCCAUUCUUUGCCCUCGAGGACAGCAGUGGAGAUCGUAUCAUACCAGAAGGGCAGCCUCGAACGCCUGUUGUUUGCCCUUGUGUCCGAGUGGCCGGCUUAUCCAAGGGAGUAUGCCUAUUUGAUAGCCACAGAGCCUCUCAGCCUCACAGAGUCCUUCGGCAACCCACUCUGGAGGAGCUAGGCUCCUUAUGGUCUCAGUCUGAGGCCUCGAUGGAGAUAGCCCUACCCACGGAAGAUGUGUCGAUGAGACUCUCCGAUUUGAGGAAUCUAGAGAGGACUGUAGGAGAGGCCAACAGCCUUCCAACCCUCACCACGAUUCCGGAACAGAUUCGUUUCGAUCUGCCACGCGCCGAGCCCAGCAUGAGCAUCGCCGUAUUGUCUGCGGUGGGCAGCAAGCUAUUGGACACAUGGUCGAGAGUGAAGAAUGCAUGGGAUGAGGUGGACGAUGAUGAUGAGGGCCUAGAGGUGGGCAGUGACUACGAAGGGUCUACCAAUGAUGAGGAUGAGCGUGACGAGGAGCUACUGGCCCCUGAUCCGAAGUGGGGGAUAGAGCUAGCUGAUGGGCCCCUCACCAACAAGAAAGAAUCUGAAUUCAUGUGGGACUUCAUAUCACCACUAACGUCGCAGCUCCCACCAGGCUACGAGCCGGAGCCUGAGGAGGAAGUCGCAGAUCACCAGCGUUUGCUGCCCAAACCGGACAGGGCCAGUGCACGAGAAGGGGUGUAUACUUAUGGUCCGAUGACGCCUCCCAAUAGUGUAACGUAUGUCCCUAUGUUCGAGUAUAAGAACGGCAACAUACUCAUAGACCAUUACCAGAAGUUCACCGUCGCCCAUCCUCCGUCUGUUUGGCAUUGGGCGCCUCUGCCGACGCCAACCGUCCCCCAGUCGCCAAUUGUCAGCCUGCCGGCGACUGCAGCGGCUAGUGCUCUCCUCCAGGGUGGAUUCGCCCUGGCAACGUCUCUCUAUGACCUGCAGCAUAAACGCUGCUCUAAGAAGGAUGUGUACCGAUGUGUGGUAGAGGCCGCUAGUAGAGGCUCAGCGGUCGGGGCUUGCUGUUGGACUCUCGCCAACGUUGCUGGGGUCACUAAUGUGGCCAUACUUUCUGGCACAGUUUCCCUCCUGUGGCUGGCCCUCAGGGCCCUCACUGUCCACUCUCGAGAACAGCUCUUGUCGGAUGCCUGUGUUACUCUCAGUGGGACGGCAGCUGCGGUUGCGGGUUUCCUCUUCUCAACGACACUUGUCCCUUCCUCUGCCCUGCUGGCUGUCGUUGCCUCUGUAUUCAGCAGUGGCAUCGGCAGCAGCCUAGGAGCAGAGCUCUAUACGAGGAUUCGGAGAUGGCGACAGGCUGGGAGUAAACAGCGCCUUGUACGUCUAGCCCGGAUGAUGCUGGGGCUACCGCGCGAUGGCUCGGCCGACGAGAAGGUUGGUUCGCGAUGGCGUUUCGUCGCCGGUAUGGUCCAUCCAGACAGACGCGGUGGUGACGGGAUAUCCAACGAGGACAAGAAGUUAUUUGAGCUCUUUAUGCUCUGCAGAGAGAUUGUCAAGCUAUCCCUUGGAGAGCGACAGGCAAGCAAGGGUAAGAAAGCUGACGCUGAUCAGGCGGGCGAGGGGCCGCUCUAUCUUGAGGAUGGGACUAGAUUGGAUAACUCAGCAGCGGUCGAGGAGCCUUUGACGUCCAUCGAGACAAUGGUUGGUGCCGUGCAGCGAUUUGCAUAUAUGGCGAUUGUGGAGCCCCAGCUGCAGCAUCAGCGGAGAAUUGAGUCGGAUCUGCGUAGGGCUGUACAUGAGACGGUGCCCCGUGGAGUUGAUGGAGAGGAAGUUCUUGAUUGAUUUAAGACGUAUUGGAUUAUUAAUGUUUGUGUGAUCUUAA
Molecule: messenger RNA, 4063 nt
Organism: Perkinsus marinus ATCC 50983
Lineage: Eukaryota; Perkinsozoa; Perkinsida; Perkinsidae
Exons: 20
Coding region: 1-4023 (1340 amino acids)
Source: RefSeq, a predicted model, not a curated record